UGAUCUCUCCCCUCCGAGUGGUUAAUUGGGCUCACCGGAAGUGAAGUGAAACGUUCAACAUGGUCAGCCGUCAGGUGUACCUGUAAGUCACGCCCUCGGCCGUGCGGAGGAUGGUUGCCGACUAUAGCCUCGUUGGUGGAGCUCGCUAGCACCAGAGGUUGUAUUAACGAACAAUGAGGGUGACCCGCGCAAAACACGGCUUCCUGCGUGUCUGCGUCCUGACCUGCUUCAUCUACCUGCUGUGUUCCACCUGUACCGGAGUGCUCACCGGGCGGAAGAUGGCCUCCCGCCAGCCCGAGCUGAGGCGCAGCCGGCGCAGUCAACGAGGCGCGCACCACCGGCCGCUGACGGACGAGCAGAAGGCCGACCAGAACUUGCAGUUCAUGCUCAGUUUGUACCGGAGCGCAGCCGAACCGGACGGCAGACCCAAGCAGCACCGGAAGUUCGGCUCUAACACAGUACGCCUUCUGAGACCCGCGGCGUCCUCGGUGCACUACCUGCCCGCUUCAGGAGAUCUCACCUACACCUUCACUGUACAAUACAAACUGGACACUCUUCCCUCAGAACAGCUUGUCAGAGCUUCAUUCAUCCACCUGCGCUCCUCUUCCACACCCUCAGUCACCACCCAGGCUGUAGAGCCGCCCCGCUGCCGGGCUCAGAUAACCUCACUGGGCGCCAGCAGCCUGGUCACCCUGGAACCCCACCAGCGUUGGACGGAGACGGACAUCACGGCACACGUCAGCGCUCACAUCCUGCAGGAAAAGGAUCAGGGGGACCAGGGGCACCUUACCCUAACCGCCCAGUAUUGGUGUGCAGAGCCUGUUGAUGGGGACACUGGCCCCUCAUGGUGGUGGCCCUCGUUUUGGGGUAGUAGGCGCUGGACAGGCGAGUCUCAGCUGGAAGUCCCCUCUCUUCUUCUGUAUUUGGAGGAGGAGAGAGAGGUGAAGGAGUGGAUGGGGGACUUACUCGGUGCUAAGGGGGAAGACCUCAUGAGACAAGUUGGGUGGUGGGGGCACCAUUCGAUUCGCCACCGGCGUAGCUCCAAAGAGGAAUCCUCCUUGGAGGCCAAAGAUUCUUCACUGGAAGAGCUGAAAAAUGCUCUCGGCUCCUCUUUGUCUUCCUCCACCUCCUCCCCUGCGUCCAUCUUUACUGACAUUACCAGCUACAAACUCAAAACUGACGUCCCAAAGAACCGCUGCAAGCUGCACUCCUUCAACCUGGCAUUCAACGAACUUGGCCUUGGCCAUUACUUCAUUGCUCCACAGGUCUACAACCCACGAUACUGUCAGGGUGACUGCCCAAGGGUGCUCCACUACGGCUACCAUUCCCCCAACCACGCCAUCAUCCAGACGCUCAUCAACGAGCUGGGCGUUGGGGACGUCCCUCCGCCAUCCUGCGUUCCCUACAAGUACAUGCCCAUGAGCGUGUUGGUCAUCUACAAAAAGAAGGUGGACUACAGGGAGUUGGAGGACAUGGUGGCAGAGUCCUGCACGUGUCGUUAAUGGACUCAGUUGAUCAACACGAAGACACUGACCCAGGAAGAGCUGAUUUGGGCUCAGCAUAAUGAUCUCAAGACUGAAAGAAGGAAGUUUCCAAUCACUGUUAAAGCACUUUAAAGGCAGUUUUUGUGUGUGUGUUUACUUCAUUUUUGUCCGGUGUCAUUUUAAAUCUCAUCUGUGUUUCACAGCAGGGCUGAAGCGGACCAAAAACAAUUUUUGUAAAAAAAAAAAAAAAAAAAAAAGUUCUGGAUGAGGUGGCGCCACUGAUGGAGGCCAUUUCCUUCUGUAACAAAGAAGAAUACCAUGUUUAACAAAGAUAAGAGGGGAAAUGUUUUAAUGGACAAGGCAUCAUCCAUGUUGGAUGUACCUACUCAGGUGUUGCAGUGUUACAUUGUUGCUUUCUACAAACUGAACUUGUGCUGUUUGGAUGUAUUUAAGAAAAGAGUCUCCUGAAGAAAGCUUUGUGCUGCCACUGGGAUGUCCCAGAGGAAGACUACUGAAUACGGUGAUGAUGAGGUAUGAUGGUGUUUGAAAAGGGAAAACAAGUGCAGUGGGAAAAGAAUGGAAUUUUUAUCAUAAGUAAAAAUGAUUAAUAAAAUAAAAAGCAUAUUUUCUAAAGCCUUA
Messenger RNA from Girardinichthys multiradiatus, 2123 nucleotides. RefSeq names its product bone morphogenetic protein 15 (gene bmp15). The transcript is spliced from 2 exons. Gene Ontology annotation, biological process: SMAD protein signal transduction; BMP signaling pathway. Bases 174 to 1502 code for a protein of 442 amino acids. The record is from RefSeq and is a predicted model, not a curated record. Gene Ontology annotation, cellular component: extracellular region. Gene Ontology annotation, molecular function: growth factor activity; cytokine activity. NCBI's taxonomy places the organism in Eukaryota, Metazoa, Chordata, Actinopteri, Cyprinodontiformes, Goodeidae.